AUCUACCCAAAGUUUACAAGUUAGGCUAUCUUUGUGCCAUUUUAUUUCUAUAUAAUAUAUGUGUAUGUGCGUGGGCGCCCACACACAUAUACGCAGACAAGUUCAUGUUCAAUCUGAGAAGUAGAGACUAAUUUUAAUGAAAUUUGAUUUUUUUUAGAAAAAAGGCUGACCUAGUUAAAACACUGGAAAAUAUUAGAAAGGAAAAAGAAGAAAAUUUUGUAGAUGGUUGGUAGUUUUGGGGCCUUGUAGAUAUGUUACCAUGUCCUUUUGGGAGUCGGGAGUUGGGACGGGCCCUUUUCCAAAAUCUGUUAUUCAUGGCAUCCUACCAAACCCCUUUACGUCAAACCUAUAGAACUCUCCAUUUUCAAACGAGAGAGAAUAGUGUUUACUUCCGAUCACGGUUUCUGUGUUCUUCCCUUUUCUUAAUCUGUCAAAAUCCAUUUGAUUUCUCUUUCCUGUGGGGAUAUCAAAGAUCUGCCACGAAGGGAAAUACCUAAUUUUGAUUGAUAAUUUAGUUACUCUGACCACCAGUUAACUAAUUCUCAUCAUUUUUGGUUAAUUAAGUGCCAAUAUCAGGAUAUAUGAUUACUUUAGUAGUUCAUCCAUAACUGUUAGAUGAUUCAAAUUAGAGGUGAUAGUCAAUUUAGUUUGGUCAGUUUUGAGGUCAACCAAGGAUCGAAUCAAACCAAUCGAUUUUACAAAGAAGAGAUCUAAGCCAAUGUCCAACAAAGAACAAAAUCAUUGGAUUAGUUUUAUUUGGAUUGGCUUAUUAUCAAUUUAGGUCUAGAUUUUUUUCUUCCAAUUCUUAUUUUUAUUAUCACUUUGUUUUGAAAGGGUCAUUUUUGCUAAUUUAAAAUUAAGAUUAGGUCUAUUUUUUUUUUAUAAAUUGAAAAUUUUCCAUUUUUUGCGACAAGCUUCAUAAUAAAUGAUUUUUUUUUUUCCUAAACAACAAAGUUACAUAUACCAUAAUAAUUGAACUAUUAAAAAAUAGUUUAUUUUUAAGGGUAUAUAUAUACCAUUGGAUCAGUUUGGUUUUGAUUGGUUUUUCUAAUAAAAAACAAUCCGAACCAAUAUUUUUUGGUUUUUUUCAAAUACAUACCAAAAUAUCCGUUUUUAUACUAAAGAACCAAACCAAACCAUUAGAUUGGUUUGGAUUGAUUUGUUUAUUUUUUGUUACUCCUAAUUCAAAUAUAGAAAUUUAUUGGCAUUCUAAACUUGGAUUCUUGAAAGUAACAUUCGAGGGGCAAAGGCUUGUAGAAAGGAAAUAAAAGGAUUAUCAAAUUCGUUUAAUAUUUUAAAUUAUAUCAUUUCCUGACAGCUCAAUGUCACGGUAACUUUAAACUAAACUGAACAUAACCAACAACAUCAAGAACGGAAAGUAAAAAGAAAAACUUGGAUGAAAUAGGAGUUCGUUUUUGACUUACAACUAGCUCCCUCUACAUAGCGAAUCUUGCACUGCACGCCUAUUUAGCGACCAAGUAAAGAUAUAGACAAAACAGACCAUAAAGAUUAAACAAAAGUUAAUGGUUUCGGAUCUUUUGGUUUAUUUAAAGCUAAAGAAAACCCAGCCUAAUUUGCACAUUCAGAUGAAAGCAAUCUCUUUGUACCCAAACUCAACACAUUAAUCUCACUUAUAUAACUAUACUCAACCUGCCAGAAAUAAGACAUUACUUCUGUGAGAAAGAAUUGGCAUAUCUAUCAAACAGUUAGUCGAAGGCCGUUGACAUGCCGCCUCUGGGUGUGCAACUCUUUAUUACAGAACGUCAGGUGACGAUGGAUAAUGGCAUAGUCCAAGUCACGUUAUCAAACCCAGAUGGCAUAGUGACUGGAAUUCGAUAUAAUGGAGUCGACAACGUGCUCGAAGUUCUCAACGAUGAAUCUAACAGAGGGUACUGGGACCUCGUGUGGAACUCAUCAGCGUCCACAACUGGAUUGUUUGAUGUGAUAAAGUCUACGGGUUUUGAGGUCAUAGUGGAAAAUGAAGACCAAGUGGAGCUCUCCUUUACCAGAUCAUGGGAUCUGUCUCUCGAGGGAAAGCUUGUGCCUUUAGAGAUUGAUAAAAGGUUUAUAAUGCUCCGGGGUUCGUCUGGGUUUUACUCCUACGCUAUUUACCAACACUUGAAAGAAUGGCCUGGUUUCAACCUUGGUGAAACCAGACUCGCCUUCAAACUCAGAAAGGACAAGUUCCACUAUAUGGCCAUGGCAGACAACAGACAGAGAUACAUGCCGCUUCCAGAUGAUCGCUCUCCGCCGAGAGGUCGAGCCCUGGCAUACCCGGAGGCUGUCCUGCUCGUCGACCCCAUUGAACCAGAGCUCCUGGGAGAGGUGGAUGACAAGUAUCAGUACUCAUGUGACAACAAAGAUAGUGGCGUCCAUGGAUGGAUAUCCACCGAUCCGGCAGUCGGAUUCUGGCUAAUCACCCCCAGCAAUGAGUUUCGAUCCGGUGGACCCGUUAAACAGAACCUUACUUCACACGUCGGCCCAACCACUCUAGCUGUUUUUAUAAGCGCCCAUUACACAGGAGAGGAUUUGGUGCCGAAAAUUGGAGCCGAUGAGGAGUGGAAGAAAGUUUUUGGCCCUGUAUUCAUCUAUCUCAACUCCACUUAUGAUUCCACCGACGCACUUCAACUCUGGGAAGAUGCCAAAGCUCAGGCGACGAUCGAAGUCCAAAGUUGGCCUUACAGCUUUCCUGCUUCGGAUGAUUUUCCAAAGUUAAAUCAACGGGGCAGUAUCAGUGGUAGACUAUUAGUCAGAGAUAGCUACGUUAGUGGAGACUUGAUACCAGCAAACGGUGCGUUUGUUGGCCUGGCUCCACCAGGAGACGUUGGAUCAUGGCAACGAGAGAGCAAGGGUUACCAAUUUUGGAGUAGAGCAGAUGAAAGUGGAAAAUUUUCCAUCGACGGCGUAAGGCCCGACGACUACAAUCUGUUUGCAUGGGUCCCCGGUUUUAUUGGAGAUUAUCGUUACGAUGCUCUCAUCGGCAUUACAGAAGGCAUUGAGAUAGACAUGGAUGACAUAACAUACGAGCCUCCGAGACAAGGAGCUACAAUCUGGGAAAUAGGAAUCCCUGAUCGCUCAGCAGCAGAGUUCUAUGUUCCAAAUCCAAAUCCCAACUACGUCAAUAAGCUCUAUCUUAACCAUCCUGAUAAGUUUCGACAGUACGGUCUCUGGGAAAGAUACAGUGAAUUGUAUCCCGACGCAGACUUGGUUUACACCGUUGGCAUUAGUGACUACACUAAGGAUUGGUUCUUCGCUCAAGUCACCAGGAAGACAGAAAACGGAACAUAUAAGGGAACAACAUGGCAAGUAAAGUUCGAGCUAGACAAUGUCGACAACAAAGCAACUUACAAGCUUCGGAUCGCAUUGGCCUCCGCUUCUCUCGCAGAAUUGCAGGUUGGAGUUAAUGAGGCCAAGGCAAAGCCAGUGUUCUCGAGUGGACUGAUCGGAAGGGACAAUUCGAUCGCGAGACACGGCAUUCACGGCCUGCACUGGGUAUACAACGUGGAUAUUCCGGGCAACCGGCUGGUUACCGGCGACAACACCAUCUUCUUCACGCAACCUAGAAGCACAGGCCCUUUUCAAGCCAUUAUGUAUGAUUAUAUUCGUCUGGAAGCUCCUCCACCUCCUCCAUCCUCCGCUCAUCCUUUGGAAUGAUAUUCCCACUAACGCACACAUCUUUCCAUAUCCUUAAUCCCUACCCACUUUUAUGUUUCACUUUCUUUAUAUUCGAUAAUUAAUUUCUUCGUCUACUUGUUUUUUAAAAUUUAUAAAAUAUCCCACGAGUGAAAAUUAAUAUGCUAAGUUUAAAUGCUAAAUCUUACUUAAAAAAAAAU
Benincasa hispida (wax gourd) is the source of this 3833-nucleotide messenger RNA. RefSeq lists its product as uncharacterized. Lineage: Eukaryota; Viridiplantae; Streptophyta; Magnoliopsida; Cucurbitales; Cucurbitaceae. Gene Ontology annotation, molecular function: carbohydrate binding; catalytic activity. The record is from RefSeq and is a predicted model, not a curated record. Gene Ontology annotation, biological process: carbohydrate metabolic process.